This is a messenger RNA of Saccostrea echinata, 1824 nucleotides long. RefSeq names its product TATA-box-binding protein-like. The record is from RefSeq and is a predicted model, not a curated record. The transcript is spliced from 15 exons. Gene Ontology annotation, biological process: DNA-templated transcription initiation; protein dephosphorylation. Gene Ontology annotation, molecular function: DNA binding; protein tyrosine/serine/threonine phosphatase activity; RNA polymerase II general transcription initiation factor activity. Lineage: Eukaryota; Metazoa; Mollusca; Bivalvia; Ostreida; Ostreidae. Bases 208 to 1539 code for a protein of 443 amino acids.
CCGAGUUUUAUCUGUUUUUUCUUGACCAGAGCACAGAAAAUUUGACCAUCAUAAGAAAACGAAGUAGAACAAGAUGUAAAACAUCUAGUAUUGACAACACCUUUCCGUUUGUCAUGCAAUUAGUUAAAUUGUUUGUCAUCUUCCUGUCUUUGGUUCACUGACGAGAAAUUUCUUUCUUGGACGCGACAAUUACCUGCGUAAACAAAAAUGGACGGAUCAGGACAGAACUUUGCUUCCUAUGGGAGUGGACUUACUCCCCAGCACCAACAGAGUCCAAUGAUGUCGCCUGCAGCUUUGAGCAGUUUUUCUCUUGGAGCCACUCCAAACCCAGUAAUGCCACCAUCAAAUGCAAGUUUGUACCCCCCUCAAACCCCAGUGGCCCCUAUGACACCAGGAGUACCUGUCACCCCUGGAGGGCCCCCAAUAACUCCAGGAGGGCCUAUGACACCAGCAACCCCAGCAUCAGAAGGUGGAGCUGGAAUGGUCCCCCUUAGACCACAGUUACAAAAUAUUGUAUGCACUGUAAAUCUUGGAUGUAAACUGGAUCUGAAGAAGAUCGCUCUUCAUGCAAGAAAUGCAGAAUACAAUCCAAAACGAUUUGCUGCCGUUAUCAUGAGGAUACGAGAACCCAGGACUACAGCACUCAUAUUUAGUUCAGGGAAAAUGGUCUGCACAGGAGCAAAAAGUGAGGAUCAGGCAAAACUUGCAGCAAGAAAGUAUGCAAGAAUUGUUCAGAAGUUAGGAUUUGCUGCAAAGUUUUUGGAUUUCAAGAUUCAGAACAUGGUUGGAAGCUGUGAUGUAAAAUUUCCUAUAAGAUUAGAGGGUUUGGUUUUGACCCAUGGUCAGUUCUCCAGCUAUGAACCUGAAUUAUUCCCAGGACUGAUAUACAGAAUGGUGAAGCCUCGUAUUGUGUUACUUAUUUUUGUCUCAGGAAAAGUUGUACUCACAGGAGCCAAAGACUGGGAGUAUACCAUGAGGAGAGAAAUGCAGGAAAUUAUACCUAAUCUCUACUUAGGUCCAUAUGCUGCAGCAAACAAGAACAAGUUACGCUAUCUAGAAUCCAUGGGAAUAACUGAUAUUGUAUGUGUAAGACAUGCUGCUGAGGCUAAUUUCAUCAAACCAAACUUUCCAGACAAGAUGAGAUACUUGGUCCUAAAUGUUGCAGAUGUUUAUACAGAAAAUAUUAUUCAGUAUUUUCAAAAGGUGAAGGCAUUUAUAAAUGAGAGUUUUGCAAGAAAUGGUAAAGUUCUUGUCCAUGGAAAUGCUGGGAUGUCUAGAAGUGCAUCACUAGUGAUUGCCUACAUCAUGGAGAAAUAUGGCCUAUCUUAUAGGGAUGCAUUUGUCCAUGUCCAGCAGAAGAGGUUCUGUAUUAACCCAAAUGAGGGAUUUGUACAACAAUUAAAUGAAUAUGAGCCAAUGUACAGAGCAAGACUCAGUUUUGAACACAAUUAUACCCCUCUAGAAAGUGGAAUGUUAAAGAGAAAAUACUCGGAGGAUAAUGAGUCUCCACAAGACAGCAUGAUGAUACUACCUACUUGACCAUUGUCAGACUGUAUUCUGAAGUUAUUGUCAGUAUUUCCCCAUAAAUGGACAAGAAGAAUAGAUUUUCCUUGUGGACUCUCAGUAACCAGUCAGACAGAUCUACAGAGUGAAUGCAUGAUUUUUACCUUUCUCAGGCAUUUGAAACAUUGUAAUACAUGUACAUGUGUACAUUGUUUUCAUGAUGGCUUACUUUUGCAUGUACUCCUUACUACAUUAUAAUUACUGCAGCAUAUUGUUAUCAAAUCUUUUACCAUGUUAAAUAUAUGUAUAUUUAAAAUUUAA